AUGAAGCCAGUAAACUCUGAUCAAUCAAGUAUUGAACAGUUGCCCAGUGGUACUCCAAAUGAAUCUUCUAAGGUGGUAAAUGUAGAGUUUUUACCUGAAAAUGAAACAACUGCAGAAGAACAUGAAAGCGACCACUUUGCCCAUGAUGUUGAAACUGACAUGAAAGUGCAUCAUAUAAGAUCUGAAAGAACUAUUUCUGACUCUGGUGCCAUGAUUGAACUAGAGAGGGUGAAAAGGGAAAUGAAAAUGAUGGAAGCUGCCCUACAAGGUGCUGCAAGACAGGCUCAGGUAUUUCAUUUAGUGCAUGUUAUUCAUGGCAGCUUUUGUAUGUUUUUGUUGGCAAGAUCUCGUAAUAUACAAGACGAUCUAAACACUACAUCAUCUCUAGGUAGGCUUUUUCUUGGUCUGUUUGGUACGUUUUGUCUUGGUUAGGGGGUCUAUGUGUUUGUAGAACCAAGCUUUUU
Vigna umbellata (rice bean) is the source of this 464-nucleotide messenger RNA. NCBI's taxonomy places the organism in Eukaryota, Viridiplantae, Streptophyta, Magnoliopsida, Fabales, Fabaceae. The record is from RefSeq and is a predicted model, not a curated record.